UCAAUGUUGAGAUUAAAAUGUACUUUGGGUCUUUUUAUAGCGGGGAUAUUUUUUGAAUUGACCAAAUCAUUGUAAUCCUACAUUCAGUCAUAGAACCGUAUCACUCACUUCUGGGAGAGUAUCGAACUAUUUUACCACGCGGAGUGAUACGCAUGUAGCUCAAUCAUUGGAUGGAUGAAGAACGUAUUUGAAAAGUGGCUGACUAUCGUUCCAAAUUAGAAGUUCAUCAAUUAGAGUGCAUCAAUUAAAAGAAUGAGCGGAAACCGGAUGAAGUAUUGAUAACUAGAACCUAAAGUGAGUGAAAUACACCAACGAUGAGCUGUGACCUUGGACACAAUGGUGCUGAGCCGUGAGGUUUUGGCUUGGUUGGUCUGGGGUGCUCUCCUGGGAGUCAUCUGCUUGCCCCUGCAGUCAUUUGGAUACUUCGGAUUGACUGCUCGCGGUCCUGUACUGAGUUUAAGUUUACAAAUAGAAGAGAACUCAACUGGGGAUAGCGUUGUUGGCAAGCACGAAAGGAAUAGUCGACAAACUGCCGCAAAGAUUUGCGAACUUUUAAAGUUGCAAAAGAAGCAGAAGAGAAUGUGCAUGAGAUGGUUAGGAACCGCGGAGACCUUAGUAGAAGCGGUGCGACUAUCGGCAAUAGAAUGCCAUAGUCAAUUUAGUUACGAACGUUGGAAUUGUACUAUGGGACAGUUUAGAAUGAACCUAUUGAAGAAAGGAUUCAAGGAGACCUCGUUUCUGCAUGGGGUGACAUCAGCAGGGUUAGUACACGCGUUCGCUCGGGCGUGUAGCCGGGGCAGGAUAGACCGGUGCACGUGUGAUGAGAGUUUCAACGAAAAGAAAAAUAAGGAAACAUGGCGAUGGGGCGGAUGCGGUGAUAAUAUAAAAUUUGGACAGAAAUUCAGUAGACAUUUUCUAAAAGCCAGUAAGCGAUCUGGCCAAGAUCUGAAGGCGAAGGUUGACAGGCACAACAGCAAUGUUGGAAUACGGAUUGUGAGAGACCGUAUGAAAACGACUUGCAAAUGUCACGGUGUGUCAGCAACAUGCACGGUGAAGACGUGCUGGCGUCAACUCGCACCUUUUCAUGAGAUAGGGAACGUUCUAAAAGACAAAUACGAAAAUGCUUACAAAGUUUUAUCAACUCUUUUACUGUUAUCACAACCUUUUAACAGUCAACAAGGCAAGAAAAAUCGUGUACGAGGUAUCAAAUGGUGGAGCUUGGGUCUUACAGGUCUCCUACCAGCAAAGGUCCACACUAAUAGUGUUCUCAACCCGUCCGCACCCAUGUACAUAAACCCCAGUCUUCAGCCCCUCACGCGCAAGCAGCGCAGACUAGUCACCAAGAACCCGGGAACCAUUUUAGCAGUGGCAAAGGGAGCCAAAGUCGCCAUCGAUGAAUGCGCUUACCAGUUCAAAAAUCGUCGCUGGAAUUGUCCAACCGAUGACAAAGAAGAUAACGUUUUUGGCAAAAUAUUAUAUGAUGGAUGCCGAGAGACAGCGUUUAUCUAUGCCAUCACCAGUGCAGCUAUAUCGCAUACAGUAGCACAGUCUUGCAGCGACGGCAGCGUAUACACCUGCAGCUGUGAUUACACCCCUCAAAACACCAUAGGAGGCCAAAACUGGGAAUGGGGAGGCUGUAGCGACAACGCAGACUUUGGCUAUGAUUUCUCGCAAGAUUUUAUCGAUGUUGUCGAGAAAGGGCGAGAUUUAAGGUGUAUGAUGAAUCUCCAUAACAACGAGGCAGGAAGAACGACGGUCAUCCAGGAACUAAGACAAGAAUGCAAAUGCCACGGGAUGUCAGGGAGUUGCACGAUGAAGACGUGUUGGAAGAAAUUGGCUCCAUUCAGGGUAGUCAGUCACAAACUGAAGGACAGAUUCGAUGGAGCAUCCAGAGUUUUUCAAGGUAACUCUGGAAGCAGACGGGGUUCAAGGUCACGCAGUUCUCGUUAUAAUCUCGUGCCCGUGAAUAUGGACCAUAAGGUACCAGGAGUGGUAGACUUAGUUUAUUACGAGAAGUCGCCUACAUUCUGCGAGGCUGACAAUUAUUUGAACUCGAGGGGGACUCGAGGGAGAGAGUGCAAUGCCACAUCUAUAGGUGUAGAUGGGUGUGAUCUAAUGUGCUGUGGACGUGGUCACACAAGUGAGACUUAUUUAGUUCGGGAGAGAUGCAAUUGUACCUUUCACUGGUGUUGUACUGUAAACUGCGAUAUCUGCACGAGAUCACGGAUCAGGAACACGUGUUUGUGAAACAAUAUGUCACGUGACUUAAGCAACCGACGAAGAUUUUAGAACCGGAAGUGUACCGUCAGAUAAAUGAAACCGAACAUUUAACGGGACAUAAUUUAAGUGGGGACUCAAAAUACCCGUCGAUAGACACGAAUUUGUCCGUGGAUACCCAAGUGUCGCAACUCAUUCAGCAUUCAACAAAAGUGAUCUUAUAAACGAUCACAUUUAAGAGCUUAGAAAAUAGAAUUAUCUAUUGAACAAUAUAUUGACCUGAUUUAAAUCACAUUGGUAUGAAGCCAUGUCGACAGUACAAAGGCAUUUAGCACAAUAUAUCAAUACUGAAAGAUGGACAGAGAAUCAUAAUCAUGUACAUAGUUAAACAAGAAAUUAAAUCUAUUUAUUUUCAGUCUAAAACUG
This is a messenger RNA of Owenia fusiformis, 2643 nucleotides long. The record is from the annotation of a GenBank genome assembly. NCBI's taxonomy places the organism in Eukaryota, Metazoa, Annelida, Polychaeta, Sabellida, Oweniidae.